UGGGGCUCUCCAGAUUUAACCAAUCCCAGGGCUAAUGACCCCCACCCGGCCUCCCCGGUAGCCGGUGCUGGCUGUGGGCGGUGUGCCUGACUGCAGGGCUGGACUGUGGACUCUCCGGCUGGUCAGCCCCACACCCAGCCUUGCCUUGGGACACAGCUGUAGCCCCGGGGGACCUGUGCCGCAGUGGCCUCGGGGAGCUGCUCUGGCUACUGGCUGGCAGCCUCAGCUCCCCUGAGCACUGAGCACAUUCUUUUCUCCAACUCCCUGCGGGAGCCAAGGCCAGCGGGCGUGGGUGGCUGAAAUCUCCUCGGUAACAGGGUCUGCCCCCCUCCUGCUCCCUCGCUGGGCCUCCUCCCUUAACCUGCCCCCCACCCCCCACACCUGCUCUCUGGCCCUCGGCCCCUCCCUGCUUGCUCCCUCCUUUCCCGGGCUCCAUGUCACCAUCUGUGGCACAGUCCCUCUCUGUCACUCUCCCUGCCAACCCCUCGUUCUCCUUCCUCCCUCCUCCUCUCUAUCCUGCCUCUCUCUGCAUCUCUCCCUCUCACCCGUGUCUCCUCUCCUCUCUUUCCUCUUCGUCUUCUCCCUGUCACGCGUCUUUCAUCACUCCCCCUCAUUCUGCCUUUCCUCCUACUCACGGUCUCCUCUCCCUCUCUCUCUCUCUCCCCCUCCCUCUUUCUCUCUCUCUCCACCUCCUCCCGACCCCCUUUCCCCUCUAUUUCUAUUGGUUUGUGCGUCCCUUGUUCCCCUUUUCUCUUCUUUACCCUGGGAAGCUUCUCCCCCUCUAUCCUUGCCCCUGCCCCCCCAGGAUGUGUCCUGGAGAUGGGGGGUGACGUACCAGGUGCUGGUUGGGAAGUCAGGGCCGGAGACCAGAUGGGAGAGGCUCUGUGGACAGCCAUGGCCGAGGGCCUGGGAGGGGACCUGAGCCCGCAAGCAGUCUAGAAGUGCGUGCAGCGUGGGGACCCCAGUUAGGAGUGCCCUCCUAACCAAUCCCAGGGCUAAUGACCCUGGGGACUGGGCAGGGAGAGGGGACAGCAGAAUGAUAACCAGCCUGGCGGCAAGGAGGGAAGCCCUCAUCCCAUGGGCAGGCAAAUAGCUGACUGCUGACCAACCUCCCAUCAGCCAUGGACACGCUUCCUCCAUCAUCAUCGGUGUCCACGACCUUAGAACCUGAGAAUGCCUCCUUGGCCUGGCCCCCAGAUGCCACCCUGGGCAACAUGUCGGCGGCCCCAAGCCCCGCAGGGCUGGCUGUCAGUGGCGUUCUGAUCCCCCUGGUCUACCUGGUGGUGUGUGUGGUGGGCCUGCUGGGUAACUCGCUGGUCAUCUAUGUGGUCCUGCGGCACACGGCCAGCCCUUCAGUCACCAACGUCUACAUCCUCAACCUGGCACUGGCUGACGAGCUCUUCAUGCUGGGCCUGCCCUUCCUGGCUGCCCAGAACGCCCUGUCCUACUGGCCCUUCGGCUCCCUCAUGUGCCGCCUGGUCAUGGCAGUGGAUGGCAUCAACCAGUUCACCAGCAUCUUCUGCCUGACCGUCAUGAGCGUGGACCGCUACCUGGCCGUGGUACAUCCCACCCGCUCGGCCCGCUGGCGCACGGCUCCGGUGGCCCGCGUGGUCAGCGCGGCCGUGUGGGUGGCCUCAGCCGUGGUGGUGCUGCCCGUGGUGGUCUUCUCAGGAGUGCCCCGCGGCAUGAGCACCUGCCAUAUGCAGUGGCCCGAGCCGGCAGCGGCCUGGCGAGCCGGCUUCAUCAUCUACACGGCCGCCCUGGGCUUCUUCGGGCCGCUGCUGGUCAUCUGCCUCUGCUACCUGCUCAUCGUGGUGAAGGUGCGCUCAGCCGGGCGCCGGGUGUGGGCGCCCUCGUGCCAGCGGCGACGCUCCGAGCGCAGGGUCACGCGCAUGGUGGUGGCCGUGGUGGCGCUCUUCGUGCUCUGCUGGAUGCCCUUCUACGUGCUCAACAUCGUCAACGUGGUGUGCCCACUGCCCGAGGAGCCUGCCUUCUUUGGGCUCUACUUCCUGGUGGUGGCACUGCCCUACGCCAACAGCUGUGCCAACCCCAUCCUUUAUGGCUUCCUCUCCUACCGCUUCAAGCAGGGCUUCCGCAGGGUCCUGCUGCGGCCCUCCCGCCGCGUGUGCAGCCAGGAGCCCACUGUGGGGCCCCCGGAGAAGACUGAGGAAGAGGAUGAGGAGGAGGAGGAUGGGGAGGAGAGCAGGGAGGGGGGCAAGAGGAAGGAGAUGAACGGCCGGGUCAGCCAGAUCACACAGCCUGGCACCAGUGGACAGGAGCGGCCGCCCAGCAGAGUGGCCAGCAAGGAGCAGCAGCUCCUACCCCAAGAGGCCUCCACGGGGGAGAAGUCCAGCACCAUGCGUAUCAGCUACCUGUAGGGGCCUGGGGAAAGCCGGGGUGGCCCGAGGAAGGGGCAGAAGCCGUGGGUGUGCCUAGGGUGUACUUCCCAAGGUGCCACAGGCCCAUGAUAGGAUGUUGAAGGGCCUGGGCUUUGAUGCUGUUGCUGCCAGGACUUGCUGUGUGACCUCGGGUAGGUUGCUUCCAGUCUCUGGGCCUUGUUUUCUCCUCUGUGACUCAGGGAUAGGAGUCAUCAGCCUGGAUGAGCUAUGUCAGAUGAGAGGUUUGGAGGGCACUACUGCUGGGCUGACCUUGCUGAGCGAGCAAAAGGUGGGUGCAGACUGGCCUCUCCCCGGGGCUGGAGUGUGUGGGGGCAUCAACCUGAAUCUUGACCCUCAGAGGGAUAAACCAAGGCCAGGAUUUCUUGGGCUCAGAGUCAGGGACACAGGAGCUGCUGGGGGCUGGGCUGGAAACCUAAACAGAAGAAAGCCUAACCUGGUGGGAGGCGUGGCGCAGAAAUGAUCAGGCCCCAGAUCAGCUCCCUCCUCUCGACUGUGAAGCCUUGGACCAGCUCUGCUCCUCUCUAGGCCUCAGGCUUCACCCGGGGAAACCCCAACAACCUCCAUGCCCUUCUGGCCCAGGCAGUCAAUGCUGGAGAUCCUGUGCUCCUGGGUGCGGAGAGAACAGGCGAAUUUCCCAGGAAGCGAGUGAAGGCCAGCUUCAGGGUCUCUCACUGCCUGGGCUCUUUCAAGGCCCUGCAUCUACUUUUGUACUUGUCAUUUUGUAUUCGUUUUCUUAAAGAGGGACCUCAAACUGCAUAAGCUUAGGCCACCCAAAGCCUGGCUCCGCCCCUGCUGAGGUCAGCCACCGAAUCCCCAAGGAAGCUCACGUUGGGUCUUACGGCUGGAGUAGGGGCUCCCGGGGGUUCCCAGGUCUUUGAGGGCUUCCAGGCACCUCCUUGUAGGAGGGGCCAUUCCUGUUUCUCUCCUUGUGACCCAUAUUCUUCCCUCCUGGAGACUGAGGCAGAGACCCAGCCCAUGGGGACUGGCAUGGAAAGGCACAGUGUCUGCUGAAGAACGCUGUGAGGAGAAGGAAGAGGCAGGGAGAAGAGGAAGAGGAAGAAGAAGGAAGAGGAAGACAAGGGGGAAAGGGGAGGAUGAGUGGGGGAAGGAGAAGCACAGAUCUGUUUCCUGGAGCAGUCUUUGGCCUCCCUGGGCUGAGCUCAGUGGUAGCAUCUGUGAACCUGAGUUGCCGACAACAGCCCCACCCAACCAGUACUGAGGGAAGGACACGAUCAGGGUGGAACAGCCAGGGUGCAACGGCAAAUGCACAGAGUACAGACGGGCACAGGGCCUGUGUCCCUGAGGGGCCUGAGAGUGCUGCCAAGAAGGGCUCAGGUCUUAAUAAAGCCCUAGGGUGAAGCUGGCUACCAGGGACAUCGGGAGGACCGGGGAGCCCCUGGUGGGUGGGGAGCAGGCCUCCCCAUGCUCUAUCAUCCUGGAGACUACAGGUCGAGAGGCCCAGGAAAGACAAGAAGAGGUUGAAGUGGGACUGUGGAGGGGGACCACGGGGAGUAGCCAUUAUCCAAGGCUGGGCCUAGACUCUGUCCCAGAGAUGGUCCCUCAGAGCUGUGGUGAGGCUGGCCCUGGGAGGGUGGGACCCCCGGUGAAAUCCCUCCACUUCCCCACCCCCUGCAGAGGGCAGGGGUCCUCAGGGAAAGCACAGGAACCAGACUUUUGGAGACUUGGAUCUUCAGCACACCUCAGGGUCCUGGGCUGGCAUGGGCCUUCCGGGCCUCAAUUUCCCCAUCAACAAAUGGAGAUGAAUCACAGCUUGGCUGCCUCCUGGGAUCUAACAAGAAAAUGAGUCAUGUGAGGUAACUUCCAGGCUCACUGCAACGGGUAGGGUGGGGUGUAUCAGAUUAUAAAGUGGGAGUACCCUCCUCACCCCCAGGCUUGGCCUAUACCCCCCUCUCCUUCAUCAAGUGGCCAGUCUGUGUCUGUCCUUUGGGGUGGUGACACUGUAGGCCAUGAGAAAUGGGCAGUCUGGGGGUCAGAGGCCAAGGGUCAGGGAGGCAGGGCUUGGGGAGAGAGUGAGACCCUCAGAGGAGAAGGAAGUUUAUAAAACCACAUUUUGUGUGGAGAUGGAGGCUGGAGGCCCAGCCCUGGGACUUGGUCUGGGGUUCCUUGAGGAAGAUCUGAGGGUCUGAGAGAGGAAGGAUGCCCUGGCCUUCCGGCCUUCUCUGGCUGAUCCUGCCUUCUUGCUGCCUAAGACAGGAGAGCAAUGUCCUAGAAGGGUCCCCGGGAGGCCAGUUAGGAAACCCUUUGCUGCUUCUGUCUCUAGCUCUUGUCAAUAAAGAUGGUGACAUCUGAUAACA
Chlorocebus sabaeus (green monkey) is the source of this 4714-nucleotide messenger RNA. It is a transcript of the gene SSTR3, whose product is annotated as somatostatin receptor 3. NCBI's taxonomy places the organism in Eukaryota, Metazoa, Chordata, Mammalia, Primates, Cercopithecidae. The record is from RefSeq and is a predicted model, not a curated record. Gene Ontology annotation, biological process: neuropeptide signaling pathway. Gene Ontology annotation, molecular function: neuropeptide binding; somatostatin receptor activity. Gene Ontology annotation, cellular component: neuron projection; plasma membrane.